ACCCCACCCCCUGCGGCGCCUCUCCUCCGGAGCCACGGUGCCUGUCCCGGGAGCCCGGUGGCCUGGCCGGGACUGCGGGGACCCAGCUUCCGAGGGUCGGGAGGAGCCGGGCAGCCCGCAGUUCUCGUCCUCCGAGUCCUCGCGGUGGCUGGCCGCGAGCCCGGGGGCGGGCGCCUCGCCGCCGCCCUUGGCUGGGUGGGGCGGGAUGGCGGCGUCCGCGUGGCUGGAGGCCGGUCUGGCCCGGGUGCUCUUCUACCCGACGCUGCUCUACACGGUGUUCCGCGGGAGGGUGAGCGGCCCGGCCCACCGCGACUGGUACCACCGCAUCGACCGCACGGUGCUGCUGGGCGCGCUGCCGCUGCGGAGCAUGACGCACCGGCUGGUAGUGGACGAGGACGUGCGCGGGGUGAUCACCAUGAACGAGGAGUACGAGACUAGAUUCCUGUGCAACACCUCGAAGGAAUGGAAGCAAGCAGGAGUUGAGCAGCUACGGCUCAGCACAGUCGACAUGACUGGGGUCCCCACGCUGGCCAAUCUCCACAGAGGAGUCCAGUUCGUUCUCAAGUACCAGUCACUGGGCCAGUGUGUCUACGUGCAUUGUAAGGCUGGGCGGUCCAGAAGUGCCACAAUGGUGGCAGCGUACCUCAUUCAGGUGCACAACUGGAGCCCAGAGGAAGCUAUAGAAGCUAUCGCCAAAAUCCGGUCACACAUCUCCAUCAGACCUAACCAGCUGCAAAUUCUCAAAGAGUUUCACAAGGAGAUUGCCGCAAGGGCAGCCAAGAAUAACUGACGGCAUCGCUCAUGCUGGUGUAUCAAGAAUAUGAAGGCUGUGGAUCACUAAGAACUUGGCUCUUCCCAGGUCAAAGGUGUAAAGGACAACAGCCCACUAUGCUGAGUAAUAGAUAAUGUGCCUCCUUUGCCUUCCUUCCUGAAAUAACACUGUUGCAUGGCUACAGAGAACAAGAUUGUCUGGCUAAAUCUUAUUUUCUUCAACAGGGUCAAGGAAAUAGUAAUUUUAACAGAAAUCUAUUGUGUAUCUGAUAAUUUGUGUAAUGACACCAUAACAAAGACGUAUGCUAGAAAAGGAAAGAAUAAAUACUCAGAUUUGUUCUUUGUUAC
Molecule: messenger RNA, 1119 nt
Organism: Microtus ochrogaster (prairie vole)
Lineage: Eukaryota; Metazoa; Chordata; Mammalia; Rodentia; Cricetidae
Gene: Ptpmt1
Product: protein tyrosine phosphatase mitochondrial 1
Biological process (GO): protein dephosphorylation
Cellular component (GO): mitochondrion
Molecular function (GO): phosphatidylglycerophosphatase activity; phosphatidylinositol-4,5-bisphosphate 5-phosphatase activity; phosphoprotein phosphatase activity
Source: RefSeq, a predicted model, not a curated record